AAAAACAUGUCCACGAAAAGAAAAUAUAACUUGGAUGAAGACGAUGACAACAACUUGCAAGAUUUCAAUGUGACCAACAAAAAGCAUACAUUGGAUUCUGAUGAAGAGGAUAGCGAUGAUUAUGAGAAAGACAACUUAGGAGAUAGCGACAUUGAAGGUGAAGAAGAUGGUGUCUCAAAGGUUCAGGAUGAAGUCAAAAUAACUCCAUUUAAUAUGCGUGAAGAAUUAGAAGAAGGGCAUUUUGACAAAGAAGGGCAUUAUCAUUGGAAUAAAUCAAAUGACAUUAAAGAUAAUUGGCUUGAUAACAUUGACUGGGUGAAGAUUCAAAAUGAAAAGGAAACAUCGAAAAAGGGUGAUGAUGCUGUUGAUGAGAAAUCUAUGAAUGUUUAUAAUGAAGAAUUGCUAUAUAAACAAUUACUUUCCUAUAUGAUGGAAGGUGAAACAGUUGCCUGUGCUCUAAAACGUCUUGACAAAAAUAGAGUAAAGUUGAGUUCUGUACAAAGAUUGCGGUUAAAGAAGCAAGGUAUCACAGAUGAAAAUGGAGACAAAAUAACAAAACUGACAGCGUUGGCCAACGAAAUUCUAACAAAAACUGGUAAUAUGGAUAUAUAUCAAGCUACUUAUGAAUCUAUAAAAGAAAAAGUGAAUUGUAUUCCGAGCACAAGCAAAGAUGGCGGCUUUCUAACAGAGUCUAGUUUUGAUAUGUAUUCCGAUGACUUCAACAAAAACGAGGAGGAGCAGUUAAAAAAGCAAAAUUUUAAGAACGAUAGUGAGGAAAAGAAUGUCACAGAUUCAAAACCGAAAGAGCUUCUUUGGGAAUUCAAGUGGAAUGAAAACGAUACCACCCUACAGGGACCCUUUAAUACAAAACAAAUGCUUAAAUGGUCGAAUGAUGGAUAUUUAAAAAAUGGAGUUUAUGUUAGAAAAGUGGGAGAACAAUCUAAUUUUUAUACGAGCAAUCGUAUAGAUUUUGAUCUUUAUUUAUGAACUUAUUUUAAGUCUUAUUAAAAGAGGUCAUGUUAUAAUUAUAUUAGGUAAUAAAAAGUACUUUACAUUA
This is a messenger RNA of Lucilia cuprina (Australian sheep blowfly), 1057 nucleotides long. RefSeq names its product CD2 antigen cytoplasmic tail-binding protein 2 homolog. Gene Ontology annotation, molecular function: protein binding. Gene Ontology annotation, cellular component: U5 snRNP. The transcript is spliced from 3 exons. Bases 7 to 987 code for a protein of 326 amino acids. NCBI's taxonomy places the organism in Eukaryota, Metazoa, Arthropoda, Insecta, Diptera, Calliphoridae. The record is from RefSeq and is a predicted model, not a curated record.